This is a messenger RNA of Nothobranchius furzeri (turquoise killifish), 1447 nucleotides long. It is a transcript of the gene ecsit, whose product is annotated as ECSIT signaling integrator. Gene Ontology annotation, cellular component: mitochondrion. The record is from RefSeq and is a predicted model, not a curated record. NCBI's taxonomy places the organism in Eukaryota, Metazoa, Chordata, Actinopteri, Cyprinodontiformes, Nothobranchiidae. Gene Ontology annotation, molecular function: protein binding. Gene Ontology annotation, biological process: innate immune response; cell surface receptor protein serine/threonine kinase signaling pathway.
CUGUGAGCUAGUCGGAAAGCGCAACGAUGAGGUGUUCCCGCAGCCUCCUGCCGCUGCUGCUCCGGUCCGGUAGACCAGCCUCCGGUCAGACCAACCAGAACCACCGUCAGCACCAGGCAUUAAGGCAUCUUCACAGCAGCCCAGCAUCUGCAAAGAGUCAGCCCGUGUCAGCACAUGAGCACCGCACCAGCAAGGACACCUCUCUAACCACCCAUGAGGACUUGUUUGAGAAGAUGGCCAAAGAGUCUAAAACCAAGGCAACAUUUAACAAAGUGAUAGAAGUUUUCAUCAAGCAGGACAUAAGAAGGCGGGGUCAUGUGGAGUUCAUUUACGCUGCUCUGAAGAAGAUGCCCGAGUUUGGUGUUGAACGAGACCUCAGUGUGUACAACAAGUUGUUGGAUGUUUUUCCUAAAGAGGUGUUUAUUCCAAGAAAUUUUAUCCAGCGAAUGUACAAUCAUUAUCCCAAACAGCAGGAGUGCGGAGUGCAGUUGCUGGAGCAGAUGGAGACCUACGGUGUACUGCCCAACGUGGAGUCCAAAGUCUUGCUGCUCCAGAUUUUUGGAGAGAAGAGCCACCCUAUAAGGAAGUACCAACGUAUCAUGUACUGGUUCCCCAAGUUCAAACACAUCAACCCCUUCCCCGUUCCCAUGGUGCUGCCUGAAGACCCAGUGGACCUAGCCCGUUUCAGCCUGACUCGCAUUGCAGAUGACCUGGAUGCUAAAGUAACCGUCUACCAGCUGCCUUGCACAGACACCACGGAAACUGGAGAGGAAAUCACACGCCCGCAUCUAGUGGGGAUCCAGAGCCCUAGUCAGAUGGAGCUGCUGGCCAAGCACGAUGUCAACAGGCCGGUGUUUGUGGAGGGCCCCUUCCCUCUGUGGUUAAGGAAGACGUGUGUUCACUACUAUGUUCUCAGAGCUGAUCCCACACCGCUCCACCUGAAGGUGGAGGAGCCCUACGACCCAGAGAGAUGUCUCCAGUAUCCUCUCCAGCUUGACCUGGACUUGGACCGAGACCUUGGGGAUGAGGAGAGCUUUGAUGUGGAUGACUUGGAUGACGGGCCGGUCUUUGCCAUGUGUAUGACCAGCCAGGGGAACCAAGCAACCCUGAACCAGUGGAUCUCUGGACUUCAGCAGAACAAUCCUAUUCUGGGUCAAGUCCCCACGCUAUUCCGCCUGGAUGCUGGACCGCAGAAACCACAAGAGUCAAGUCAGAGCCCUCAGCCUCAUCCGGAGACCCAAACAGAAGCCUUUCAGCCUGGAGAAGGUGCUGAUGAGACUGUGGAGGAAGAACCCAGGAGAAGCCACAGGAUGAAGCAAUGAACUACUAAACAAAAAUGAAAAUGCUCUGUCCUGAACUAAGAAGUAUUAAAUCUGGGUAGAUGCAAUGGGAUAAACACAAAAGAACCUGAGAACUAUUAAAGUCUUGGUAUGGUUCCACAAGAAAA